AUGACCCGCUUCUCCGCCCUUGCACUUUUGUUGGCCGUUCCUUCCGUCUACGGAUUUGGUGUUGCCGUUCCCUCUUCGUCGGCUGUUGUGUCUAGCAGUAAGGCUUUGUUUGCCGUGGAAGAUGGAGCCAAAGAAGAAAAAAAGGAAGCCGUUUCCAUGGAUAAGGAAGAUGCCAUUUUCAUGGACUCCACCGACGACAACGACGAAGGAUUUGCCGCGGAAUUGGUGGAUUUCAAGGAGGACGAGGUAGAAGAAGAACCCGUCGUUGUUCCUACUAUGACUACUACUACUACUACUAGCACUGACGCCACUGUGGACGAGACAUUGUCCAAAGCCAAGGACAUUUUGGGCGAUGUCUCCAGCAAGGCUGUCGAUUUUGCCAAGGACGAACGUGUGCAAGAGAUUGCCGGCAAGGCCAAGGACUUUGCCUCGGAUGUCAUGGGACAGCUGUUUAGCAAGGUGGGAGACAAACUCAAGGAAAUCAAAAAGGAAAAGGAAGAACGAGCUGCCAAGGAAGAACAAAUGAAGUAA
Messenger RNA from Seminavis robusta, 531 nucleotides. The record is from the annotation of a GenBank genome assembly. Lineage: Eukaryota; Bacillariophyta; Bacillariophyceae; Naviculales; Naviculaceae.